This is a messenger RNA of Neoarius graeffei (lesser salmon catfish), 1437 nucleotides long. RefSeq lists its product as uncharacterized. The record is from RefSeq and is a predicted model, not a curated record. NCBI's taxonomy places the organism in Eukaryota, Metazoa, Chordata, Actinopteri, Siluriformes, Ariidae. The coding region runs from base 127 to 972 and encodes 281 amino acids. The transcript is spliced from 4 exons.
AGUGCGGCUCUGUCAGGAAUGUUAAGAUCUCGUGUACUCACAGUGUGAGCGCACCGGGUCACCUCAAAGUCAUUUAGCUUUUAAACGCAGCAGAACAUUUAAACAGCUGAAAUAAAUAUACUAAGGAUGGCCUCGGAUUGUCACUUCAUGGACUCCAUAUCCAAGGAGGAAGAGGACGAGGAGGAAUUUGAUCAGAUGUUGAAGCAGAUCGGUGGAAAGGGGAAUAUUUAUUUAGUAGGAGACGCAGAUGGAGAAAACAACUGCAGCCUUUUCCAGGAGUUUAUCAUGGACAUGUUUCACACAGAGGUGCACAUCAAGAGGGGCAAAAACGCAAACCUCGGCAACGGGGACCUCAAAUCUGCCGCUGCGAGAAACGGUCCUGUUUCUGAUGGGACUCAAGGAAAAGGCGCAAAUAACGCAGACGUGGACGAGAAACGCGUCCCACACAAGUGCAACAAUCCCGGAUAUUCCAGGCGAGGGGUUCACUGCGCCGUCAUCAUCUUUAUUUUCACACACGGAUACAUUCAGAACAAGGUGAACCGUGUGUAUAUGGAGGAGAUCUUUAAGGAUGUAAAGGGUCGAGUGAAGAAAAAUCACGGAGUUCGUCAGGCAUUAGUGGGCCUCGUUCGAGCUGACGCUGAAAGCUCAGAGACCCACAAGUCUUUGACGGUCUUGGAAGACACAAUAAGAUCUGUGUUCAUAAAACAUCCACAUGACUCCAUAUGGACUGGCCAUUUUAUUCCUAAUGCAGCAGAAGGCAUAGAGAUCAUCAAGAAGAAUGUCUGCAAAGCUGUGAAUGUGUCUCAGAGCCCAGAUAAGCGACAUAUUUUCUGGCCAUUAUUGCAGUGCUGGGGCAGGAGAGGACAGAGAGAACAAGGUGAAAUGGCGAUACACACUCGGACACAGAAUGGUGAUCCCGAAAGCACAGAGGAAGGAAUUCCAUUACAGACGAAAUCCAGCUCACAGUCCUGACGUCAGGUUUACGAACAGACUGAAAGUGGCUACAUGACCUGUGAAAUGCAGAAAGCUGAAAUAUACCUGCUGUAUUUGUUUUAUUAACUGGCAUAAAUGUUGAAGGAGCAUUGGGAUAUGAAGUUUACUGAUAGAUGUUGCUGCUCUGUAGUCCUUCAGAAUAAAUUUUCAGGAUUUUCAAAGACUUUGCAAACUUUUUGUAUUUGAUGAUCAACAGAAAGGAUGUCGUUCCCCAAACUGUGCCUCUAUUAGUUAUAAAGGGAGUUAAUUAGAGUUUAAUUUUUAUAUUUGGAUUAAUCUGAAUUAAUUAUGUAAAUUUAGUCAGGUAAUAUAAACUAGAACAGUCUUAGAGUUUGAUGAUUAGAUUAAUAAAUGUAGAGUUUAAUUGUAUGGUAACAGACAUUACAUGUCAUUUCUUUUUUUUUUAUUCAAAUGUAUUAUUCUAUGUAACAUCUUUAACAACAA